Molecule: messenger RNA, 658 nt
Organism: Musca domestica (house fly)
Lineage: Eukaryota; Metazoa; Arthropoda; Insecta; Diptera; Muscidae
Product: lipopolysaccharide-induced tumor necrosis factor-alpha factor homolog
Exons: 3
Coding region: 161-559 (132 amino acids)
Molecular function (GO): zinc ion binding
Source: RefSeq, a predicted model, not a curated record
UAGUUUGUACUUGGCAUGGGAGAAGGAUUCGCAUUUCAUCGCAAAACACAAAGCGUUUAGUUGCAGUCUAACUGUGAACGAAAUCGUAUCGUAAUAUUCAGGCGCAGUGGAAAUAAUCUCAACAGUGUUAUAUAAACAUAUUUAAGUAUAUGGGAAAAAAAUGGAGUCUACCCUAAAAUCGGCACAAUACCCGCCACCUUAUAAUAAACUCAAUAACAUGUGUCCCGAAAUGGAAACAUUCGAUCCAGUGCCAACCCAUGGCCAUGCUCCCACCACAUCGAGUGUAGCGCAAGUGUCACCACCAAUGAUUAACAUUCAUAACAUUGGAACGGAAACCAAUCAGCCCAUUGGGCCAAAACCCGUAAUAAUGACUUGUCCUCAGUGUCGAUGCCGCAACAAGACCCGUACUAAGCGUAGAGCAACAUUGAAAACUCAUUUGGCUUGCAUUCUACUGACAUGUUGUGGCUGCUGUUGCAUUCCCUAUUGUUUGGAUUCGUGUACCAAUUUGGAUCAUUUCUGUCCAACAUGUGAUGCAUUUGUGGGCACCUUUUCCAAAUAAUAGCAUUUGUGUGUGUGUGGGGUUGAAGGAUUUUCCUGCAAAUUACCAACAAAUCAAUUCAAAUAUACAUAUUCAUAUUCUGUGUAUUUGUUUUUUUUU